Gracilinanus agilis (Agile Gracile Mouse Opossum) is the source of this 1883-nucleotide messenger RNA. It is a transcript of the gene SLC13A1, whose product is annotated as solute carrier family 13 member 1. The transcript has 13 exons. Gene Ontology annotation, biological process: monoatomic anion transmembrane transport. Gene Ontology annotation, molecular function: sodium:sulfate symporter activity. The coding region runs from base 16 to 1599 and encodes 527 amino acids. NCBI's taxonomy places the organism in Eukaryota, Metazoa, Chordata, Mammalia, Didelphimorphia, Didelphidae. The record is from RefSeq and is a predicted model, not a curated record. Gene Ontology annotation, cellular component: membrane.
UCCAGGCUCACCACAAUGAAGCUUCUUGAAAUCUGCUCAGUUUAUCGCAGGCUUAUCCUCAUCGUCCUCACCCUGCUGCUUUUAUUGCCACUGCCUUUAAUAAUCCAAACCAAAGAAGCAGAAUGUGCAUAUACCCUCUUUGUUGUUGCCAUAUUUUGGCUCACAGAAGCUCUACCUCUGUCUAUAACAGCUUUGCUGCCUGGCUUAAUGUUCCCCUUGUUUGGUAUCAUGCCUUCUAAGCAGGUGGCAUCUGCUUAUUUCAAAGAUUUUCACCUAUUGCUAAUUGGAGUCAUCUGUUUGGCAACAUCAAUAGAAAAAUGGAAUUUACACAAGAGAAUAGCUUUAAGAAUGGUGAUGAUGGUGGGUAUGAACCCUGCAUGGCUUACACUGGGGUUCAUGAUCAGCACUGCCUUCUUGUCUAUGUGGCUUAGCAACACCUCUACUGCUGCUAUGGUGAUGCCCAUCGUAGAGGCUGUAGCUCAGCAGAUCAUCAGUACUGAAGCAGAGAUUGAUGCCACACAGAUGACUUAUUUUAGUGGAUCUACCAACCAUGGAUUGGAAAUUGAUGCAAGUGAUAAUUUCCCUGAAAAAAAUGAACUGAAAGAAAAAGCCACUCCAAUUUCAAGAUACAAUAAUGAUGCAAGGAAAACUUUGGGCAAGAUGGAAUCGGAAAAGAAUUCAGAAGCUGGAAGAUAUCGGACAAAGAAGGACCACAUGAUGUGCAAAUUGAUGUGUUUGGCCAUUACUUAUUCUUCUACUAUUGGAGGGCUGACCACUAUUACAGGCACGUCCACCAACUUGAUCUUUGCUGAGCAUUUCAAUCUCCGCUACCCAGAAUGUCAGUGCAUCAAUUUUGGAUCUUGGUUUAUGCUUUCCUUUCCUGUUGCAGUUAUUCUUCUUUUCUUGACCUGGAUCUGGCUUCAGUGGCUUUUCCUAGGUUUCAAGUAUUCGGGCUUUGCUACAGAUUCAACUGUUGCCUUAACCAUAGGCAGCCUUUUCUUCUUGAUUCCAGCCAAGAAAUUGACUAAAAUUUCACCUACUGGAGAAAUCACUGCUUUUGAUUACUCUCCGCUGAUCACUUGGAAAGAAUUCCAGUCAUUCAUGCCCUGGGACAUAGCUAUUCUCGUGGGUGGUGGGUUUGCCCUGGCUGAUGGCUGUGAGUAUUCAGGACUGUCUAAAUGGAUUGGUCAACAACUAACACCUCUGGGUUCAUUACCAGUUUGGUCAAUCAUCCUUAUAUCUUCUUUGCUUGUCACUUCUUUAACAGAGGUAGCUAGCAAUCCAGCUACCAUCACCCUUCUCCUACCUAUACUAGCACCUUUGGCUGAAGCUAUUCAUGUGAACCCACUUUAUAUUUUGAUCCCUUGUACUCUCUGUACUUCAUUUGCAUUCCUCUUGCCAAUGGCAAAUCCACCCAAUGCCAUAGUCUUUUCCUAUGGCCACUUGAAAGUCAUGGACAUGGUGAAAGCUGGUUUGGGCGUUAAUAUCAUAGGUGUUGCUAUAGUGAUGCUUGCUGUCUUCACAUGGGUGGUACCCAUGUUUGAUCUCCAUACAUACCCUAGUUGGGCUCCUGAAAUUACUAAUAUUACAUUGCCAUGACCAUUGACCAGAAUGGAGUUUCUAAUUGUUGUGUAGGACAUUUUGAGAAACAUUAAGAACACAUCAUAAAACUGGACAAUAAAUGGCUAAAUUGAGGAAUAUUUGAGGCAUCAAGACAAAGUGCAAGCCCUUCAAACUACAAUUGUUUUCAUAGGGCACAUACCAGGUAUUCCUUCAUUUACAAUUACUGUCAAGGAAGCAUGUUGCAGUAUUGUUCUUGGGUUCAAAAGUCCUGGGAUGAAAUCCUAACUAAAAUUUUAGCUCCUAUAACUCUGGACAAAGUA